Messenger RNA from Stomoxys calcitrans (stable fly), 612 nucleotides. RefSeq names its product pupal cuticle protein Edg-78E-like. The record is from RefSeq and is a predicted model, not a curated record. Lineage: Eukaryota; Metazoa; Arthropoda; Insecta; Diptera; Muscidae. Gene Ontology annotation, cellular component: chitin-based extracellular matrix. Gene Ontology annotation, molecular function: structural constituent of chitin-based larval cuticle. Bases 71 to 442 code for a protein of 123 amino acids. The transcript has 2 exons.
UUCUCAAUUGCAAUUAACAUUGGACACCAGCAGCAGUUUUUCAACCAAGAUACACACACAUCAAAUAAACAUGAGAUUUUUCAUUUGCUUGAUCCUCUCUGCGUUGGCAUUAAGUGUGUAUUGUGAUAAUAUUGAUAAAAAUGCCGAAAUCCAAUCCUUGACCAACGAGGCUGCUGAUGCUGAGGGCAAUUACCACUAUGCUUUUGAAACGUCCAACGGCAUACAAGCUCAGGAGGCAGGAAAUCCUCAUGGUGCCACUGGCUCCUUUAACUAUGUCUCACCCGAGGGUGAACACAUUGCCCUAAGCUACACCGCCGACGAGGAGGGCUAUCAUCCUGUGGGUGAUCAUUUACCAACACCACCACCAAUACCAGCAGACAUUCUGCGUGCCUUGGAAUACAUUCGUGCUCAUCCACCAGCCAAUUUGCAGGAAAAGAAAUAAAUGUAGUCUAGAUGCGAUUUAAUAUUGCAAAGCAUGCCAAUGCUUCCGCAUUCAUUUAGCUGUAUGCAGCAUAGGGACUCACUUUAAAAAGUCCCCUUCUCUUUGUACAUUCCCAUGGUUUAUGUUUAUCUAGAUAUUUUUGUUUAUUUUAUUUACUAAGGCUGUUAAUA